CACGGCCCGGGCCAGUACAAGCCGGCAGGCGAUCCGGACCAGUUCGUGUUUUCCCGUCGUACCGCGAAUCGCCGUGGCCCGUCGUGGUCGUCAAUCGUCACUCGUCGUCGUCGUCGUCGUAGUUACUAGUUAUUGCGCCGCUGCGACAGCGUCGUCAUCGCCGCGAAACGAUAUUGUCAUAUCAUUUACACGUAAAUAAUCGCAUCACGCCGCCAACGAUAUUACUUUUGCUAUUUUGUAUUUUAUUUCGCGUUCGCCAAUCGUAUGUUUUGAUUUUUUUUUCCGAGUUUUUGGUGAUUUUUCGUCGAAUAGUUAAGACCGUUUUUUUAUCUUUAAACUCUUUCCUGUGCGCCAUGAAAACCAGACGGUGACACUGAAAAAAGCCGAGAGCGACCGAAAAGUAUAUUUCGGCAGAUUUCCAUUGGAUAUGCUGCUCGCCUACUCGUCGAUUUAAAAUUAUAAACAUGAACCAACAGUGCAAAGUUUGCGGGGAACCAGCCGCCGGUUUCCACUUCGGAGCUUUUACUUGCGAAGGCUGCAAAUCGUUUUUCGGACGGACCUACAACAACCUGAGUUCGAUAUCGGAAUGCAAGAACAACGGCGAGUGCGUGAUCAACAAGAAGAACAGGACGUCAUGCAAGGCGUGCAGGCUGCGCAAAUGUCUGUUGGUGGGCAUGUCUAAGAGCGGAUCGCGGUACGGCCGCCGGUCCAACUGGUUCAAGAUACACUGUCUGUUACAAGACCAAAACGCGGCUGCUGCAGCUGCGGCCGUCGGCCACCAUCCACCACACCAUCACCACCAGCACCACAACGGCAGCAGUCGGUCGUCACCGCACCACCAACAGCAGCAGCCGCCUCACCACCAGUCGCAACCGUCGCCGUUCGGUUCGCCUCUGUAUCCAGCCGGUCUGGUGCACCCCGGCCACCAUUUCCUGGCCACCGACAAGUUCCUGCAAGCCCGACUCAACGGUUACGGGGCCGCCGCUGCUCUGAUGACCGCUGCCGUCCAGGACGACGCGUCCUGCCGGCGCCAGGCAGCCGCCGAUGCGAUCAUCAGUGGGCAUCACCAACACCAUCACCGUAACCGCCAUCAUCACAACAACAACAACAACAACAACAGCAUUGACCGACGGCAUCGUCAUCGUUACGACGACGAAGACGAUGACGACGACGAUUGCGGUGGCCGCCGUCGCCGUGACGGUGAUGAUGAUGACGAUGAUGACGACAACGGCGAGCGUAACGACAACAACAACGGCGGUGACGACCAUUCGCCAAAGGGUGGACACCGUCGCCGGCGCCGGCCGUCUGCCUCCGACGAUUCGGGCGGCUCGUCUAUGCCCGACGACGAGGACAACCGCGGCAAUAGUCGCCGCAAGACCGCCAGUCCUGUGCUCCGGCACCACCACCGCAGCCCGUCCUGCACCACCGGUGGUACACCGCCCGCGUUCCGUCAGCUGUCAUCGUCGCCUUCCGCGUCGUCCACCGGUUCAGGGGACGUCAAACGCAUCCGGCUGUCCGUCAGUCCGUCGUCGGCCACCGUCGGCUUGUCGCCCAUCUCCGGUUUCCACUCGCCUUACUACCCGCUGUCCGUCACCCGACCCGGACUGACGCCGUUUGUGGGCGGCGGCCUCACGCUGUCCAUGGCGGCGGCCGGCUGGCACGCGGCCGUGGCCGCUGGGCGCACGGCCGCCGGUGGCGAUCUGUUACUAUCCAGCCCGGCUCCGGGCGGCGUGGCCGUCGAACAGGAAUACCCCAUCGACCUGUCACUGAAGACUACGGCCGCCAAGUACAACAGGUCGCCGCUGCCGCACGCGCCCCAAUCUGCCGGCGGCCGGCACUCGGCCACCGACGACCCGGAGACCGCUAUCACGGCCACCGCGCUGCCGCCUUCGCCGUUGGACCUCACCAAACGGACGGCUGAAGUUUAGUUCGACUGACCACCCCACCUGCAGCAGACGACAGCCCGCGGUAUCGCUCCGGAGAGGAGAAACCUUGCUACUACUACCUAUUCCACUACUACUACUACUACUACUACUACUACUACUACUACUAUUACUACCACCUAUACCACUACCACGUUGUACCGUACGAGUUGUGUACACUCACGUAUUCGUCGUCGUGUCAAAAAGUCGGAAGAAAUUUUUUUUGCUGAAUUUUUUAUCUUUUUUUCGGCAUCGUCCUAGUCAUUGUAUACAGAAAAAAAAACGAUCGUUCUCAAUUUCGUACACAGAGGUGUACCUAUAUUAAUUGAACAACGCGACCCGAAUGAUGCGGUGUGUCAUGUGCGCACGCGCACUUAGGCGCGCAUUAAUAUCUCCCGGUGAAGGGUUGGGAGGGGACUGGGGGGUAGAAGAGCACGCGUACCUCGGUCGUCGUAGGUAUAAUACAUAUUAUUAUUAUACCGGUUAUACGGUUACUAUAUAAUAUGACGUGGUGCGGUGUGCGUGUUUACAUUGCGGUAACCCCGUUGUCCAUUUCGGGCUUAGAAGACGAAAACAAAACGGAAAAAAAAUAGGUACUGCAGUGGGCACAUCACAGUGUCAAAGACAAUAGGAGUUUGUCACACUCAGUAACAAUGCCGGUGGGCGGCUGUCUUCGCGACAGCGCAUAUUGUGCAUAUUAUAAUACACAUAUAAUACACGUGUGUACACCCUAGGCCCACACCCGUAAUUUAUUACCCGUAUUUUCAUGUUACAUAUUAUAAUACACGUGUGGUCAACAAAGCAGUAAUUUAUUUUUUUAAGACGGAAUAAGACAAACUGCAUACAUUAUUUUAUUAUUAUUAUCAUCAUUAUUAUUAUUUUUUUUUUUAUUAUUAUUAUUAAUAUUAUUAUCAUUAUUAUUAUUAUUAGAUACGUCAUGUUGUACAUACAUACGUUAGAUAAAGCCGAUUUUA
Messenger RNA from Myzus persicae (green peach aphid), 2896 nucleotides. RefSeq names its product protein doublesex-like. Gene Ontology annotation, molecular function: zinc ion binding; sequence-specific DNA binding; DNA-binding transcription factor activity. NCBI's taxonomy places the organism in Eukaryota, Metazoa, Arthropoda, Insecta, Hemiptera, Aphididae. The record is from RefSeq and is a predicted model, not a curated record. The transcript has 3 exons. Gene Ontology annotation, biological process: regulation of DNA-templated transcription. The coding region runs from base 465 to 1928 and encodes 487 amino acids.